Penicillium subrubescens is the source of this 2340-nucleotide messenger RNA. RefSeq lists its product as uncharacterized. NCBI's taxonomy places the organism in Eukaryota, Fungi, Ascomycota, Eurotiomycetes, Eurotiales, Aspergillaceae. The record is from RefSeq and is a predicted model, not a curated record. The transcript has a single exon. Bases 1 to 2340 code for a protein of 779 amino acids.
AUGGAACCCAUCUAUGAGUUACCUGCAAACGAGGAUCCUGGACUCUGGUACCGAAGUUCCCAGAACAGUGGAGAGGGGCAGAAAGGCAUGCAAUUCGCUUCAAUUGACGAGGAAAUAUGGAGUCCGGGUGAGAAGAUAAAGAUGCCAACCACUUUAUCUGACGACAAUACACACAUGGGUCUGGCUAAAAAACCGUUUGUGCCUCUUAAGAACACAGGCAGUAAACAAUCACCAAGACCCAAUCUCAAACCAAUGGAUUCAAAUACAAGCAAGUCAUCUCAACAGUCCGAUGAUGAAGAAUCAACUUCAAUGGAAACUAGCAUUACCCGGCCUGAUCUAGAAGAGGACUUUGACCUCGACACUGGCAUCGCAGAUUUUGAGGACAUGGAACACAUCCUCCAUCCAAGUGCCUAUUAUAGAAAGCUGGAUCUUCUUGAGCAAAAAACAGCAGAGAUCUGUGGUAUCAAGAGCCGCAACCUGCAAGAAAAGUCUCUCCUCGAAUGCAGAGACACCAUGCAGCGAAACAGGGAUGCACUUCAAAACCUGAUGGACGCGGGCUUUUGCGAUAAUUCAUUCUCUAUUUUGGUUAGAGAUCAAUCCCGAUCCAACGUUGCAAACGCUGUCCGGGUUUCUAUCCAUGACAUUGACGACGCCCUUAACAGAAUGUCGCCUCUCGCUAUUGCAGCUGGGAUUUCCCAGUUUAUCUCCAUUUUUGAGUGGCCAUUGCUUCGCGAUACUUUUGGCGACCCUUCUUCCGACUCGAAUUGGGAUCAGCUUGAGUAUUUACAGUUUUUGACCAACGCCUUAUCAGUUGGCCUCGUGUCUUUCACCGGCUCCCAUGUCUGCCGAUUCGACGAGAACCUCUGGGGAGAGGAAUUAAGUGAGAUCAUUGUUGGGCAAGGACACUCCUUCGCUUUGCGAGAUUUGGCCUGUUUGCAAGACUUCGUUAGUGGACCAGCCUGGAUCCUCGAAUCCGGUCAAGAUGUGUCACAGAAGGAUGGGUUGAAGGUGUCACUCACAGUCAAAGACCUUCAAGAACUGUGGGGUCCCGUAUGGCUAAUGGGUGGAGUAGGCGAUGAAGGCGUCUUCAUCCGAACAGAGGCAGGAUACAUUGUUCCCCUUCCACACGACAAGCAGACCGAUAAGUCCCUAGCGGAGAUUGAGUGUCAUUGGUCACGCUCAUACACGGGUUACGAAACCGCAAGCCCGAUUAUAUUGUGCAGUUCAUCGCGGAUCCUCAUUGGCACAGGGUCGUCUACAACGACAGGAUUGAGUGUCAACGAAGGAUGUCGAGCACCAAUUAACCACCUCCAAGCACGCAUCCUCUCUCGACUCCAGCCCUCCGGCGCACACAACGCAUAUCACACCCUCGAAGGAUUUGAUUUGACCAUGCAAGCCACGAUGGGAAAUUACGUUCAGGCCGGUGGCACGAUAAAAUAUAAGCGCAAUCCAGCACGCAAAUGGAAAACAUCGAUCAUUGAGAGUUGCAAAUAUGGAAGGCCCCGUUUACGAUCCCUUCUAUCACACAAUAUUGGCUUGGAAGUCAGUGCCUGUACUGGGAAUGCUCGCCGAGUGACACUCUGGGAUGCACUUCGCCUUUCGUAUACAACAGCGAGGAGACACGCGAGUAUGUUUACACCACGACAAGAACCAAACUCCUGUGAACACCGAAUAGCGGAUCCCAAAUGUAUACAAUCCUGCUGGACUCAACUCUUCUCUACCGACGAAAUUGACACACCAGUCAAUAUCCCUCUAGAGGGAGAUCCGAGAAGGAUUGAAUAUCUUCGACGCAUAAUCCUCAACUCAAUCAUCGCCCUCGAAGACACCGGCGUCGACCACGAAAACCAUCUACAAGCAUACUGGCCUUUCACAGGAAGUCCACGUACCCAUCGCAUCGAGCUAUUCCCGUCCUCCUCCUCCCCCACCGGGGAAACCAACAAUUGGAUACGAGUCAUCAAAGAUGCCAGAGACGUUGCAACAUUCGCUGUUGUCAGUCAACGGUGCAUGGAAGUACACCACGGAUAUGCCCGAACGUGUACAAUGCCGUGCCAAGUCGCGCAUUUCAAUCGUCCAAAGACAACGUUGUAUACUCGGAUCCUGCUAAAUGGGAACGAGGGGAACAAGUUGAGCCCUAAUGAACAUUUUGUCCUGGGGGAAGCGGCUCUUACUGUGCAGAGGAUUGUUCCUGGUAACGAAAAUGUGGUUGUUGCUGCUGCGAACGGGAGUGCUGUUAGGAAUGAGUGGACGAGGUUGGUCAGGCUUGGAAGAAGGAAGGAGUUUCAAGAGGAUUUGGAUUGCGAUCUCUCGACAGGAUAUUACCUUCCACUGUUAGUUCAGUGA